AUGAUUGCUAAGAGUUUCGCCCUCGCGUUAUUUGCAGCCACGGCCGUGGCUGGACCUUGCAGGCCUGGUCAGACAACGACGAGUGGCUCAAUCACUACUGAUUCUGUAUUUGUUACUUCUACUACGGAAGAAGCUUCUGCUACUACUACAAGUGUUUCUGAGCCAGCCGGUGAAGCAAUUAUCUUGCAGAUCAACCGUAUCAGGCGUUUGUCCAAGAGAGACACCACCUUUGUUGGAAACGAUAACCCUUCUGACUGUACCUUUGCCUCUGCUUUCCGUCUUGACAACGGCAAGUUAUUGGAUAACGGCGUGCCGAUUUACUACGCUGGUGGUGAGCGACAGGAGCUAGCUGCCAAUGGCCAACCCCCAGCUGAUGCUAUCACAACCACCUUUUCUGUGAUUGGUGGCAAGCUCGCAUGGGAGAAUGAGGCCUUCGACGAGGCGGGAUUUUGUUACCUUGAGAGUGAUGGAAAGAUCUACAUAACCUUUGGAUCAUCUGUUGGCUGUGAGCCGGUGUCUCUGACAGUGUAUAAAGAGGCACAGUGUCAGAAUGGUCAGAUUGUUGGCCUUGAGACGUCCAGUGCUGCUGCAGAGCCCACUUCUACCGAAGCGAGUACCACUGCAUCUGCCGAUGCUUGCGUGGUAGGCGUCGGUAGCCCGGAUGGUGAACCUCCUCUGACAAGCCGUAUCGCUGAUUGCUCAGCUUUCAACGUCGUGACAGUCAGCCCGCUCCCGGUUACAAUAACUGUUGUAAAACGCGAGCUCGCGGUUCGGAUCCCGACUGGUAAGUACACAGGCCAACCAGUCAUCAACACUCUCGCCCGCCGAGCCGAAGGCGAACCAACAGCCACUACAAUCCUGCCACAUAACGUCCCCGGUUACGCUGGGUACUGCGACUCUCCGGAGGCGUACUACGAGGCAUGUUCAAAGGCUGGUGUCACUGCAUUUACAACCACGCUCUCCACCUCAACUACCACGACAGAAACGACAGUUACCGAUUGUCCAAUGCGAAAGAUGGCGAAGCGAGCUGGUCAGGCUGUGGGAUAUGAGUUUGAGGAUAACUGGGAGGCGUACAACAUGCCAGGAUACAAGCUGUUCUAG
This is a messenger RNA of Fusarium graminearum PH-1, 1101 nucleotides long. RefSeq lists its product as uncharacterized. The record is from RefSeq and is a predicted model, not a curated record. Bases 1 to 1101 code for a protein of 366 amino acids. NCBI's taxonomy places the organism in Eukaryota, Fungi, Ascomycota, Sordariomycetes, Hypocreales, Nectriaceae. The transcript has 3 exons.